UUGUUUCGAAAUUUGAAUUUUUCUUUUUCUUUUUUCCGAUUCUUUUAUUUAUUUCUUACCCACCAUACUCCUGCACAUGAAUGAAAUAGAAGACUGAAAGUUACUUUCCAUUGAUAACUAACUAAUGGUGAUCCUAAACGAAGAAAAUAAAGAAUAUCCGAAGGCCAAAGGAAAGGAUAACUUCUAUGGAAAGUCUGAUUACAUUGCUACCAAAGGAGAUGGAGAUGAAAUUCGACCAACAGAUCCCCAACUUGGUAUGAAAUUUAAAACUACAACUGAUGCAUAUGAGUUUUAUAAAAAAUUUGCGCAACGAACUGGAUUUCCUGUUAUGAAAAGCUCAGUUAAGAAAAACGUUCUAGGAGAGAUAAGAAGCUACACAUUUACUUGUGCUCGAGCGGGUAAAUGCGAUAGUAACGGUGAGAAACCAUUAAACCCACAAGUUACUAUUAAAUGUGAAUGCCCAGCAAGGAUAGUGAUACGAUUAGAUAUUUUAGUUGGGUAUGUGAUCAGCAAGAUUGAGUUGGUUCAUAACCAUCCACUAAACCCUGAUGAUACAAGAUUUUUUCGUUGUAAUCGGUACAUUAGCGCCCAUGUAAGGAAUCAGAUUGAUCUAUUUGAUAGAGCAGGUGUUAGGCUGAACAAAGUCUAUAAUAUAUGUACAACUGAACAUGGUGGUCCUGAAAAAAUGACCUAAGGAUUGCAGAAAUAUGGUUGAUAAGCUAAGGCGUAUAAGGCUUGGGGAAGGAGAUGCCGCUGCAAUUCUUAAAUAUUUUGCAAAGAUGAGUACGCAAAAUUCUGGUUUCUAUUAUAAGGUGGAUUUAGAUGAGGAGGGUCACUUGGAUAAGGUGUUUUGGGCAGAUGGUAGGUCUAGAGAAGCAUAUAAGGAAUUCGGCGACGUUAUCUCAUUUGACACUACAUACUUGGUGAACAAGUAUAAUAUGCCCUUUGCCCCAUUUGUAGGGGUAAAUCACCAUGGACAGUCGAUAUUACUUGGGUCUGGGUUGGUUUCCCAUGAAAAUUCUGAUUCAUUUGAGUGGUUAUUUUCUCAGUGGCUUGAUUGUAUGUCUGGACAUGCACCUCCAGCAAUAAUUACUGACCAGGAUCUGGCCAUGAAAAAGGCAGUAAAAAUUGUAUUGCCAAAUAGCAGGCAUAGAUGGUGUUUAUGGCAUGUGAUGAAAAAGUUGCCGGAGAAGUUUAAAAGCUAUAAAAACUAUGACCGCAUUAAGUAUUCAAUGAAGAAGGUAGUAUAUGAUACACAAUAUCCGUCGGAAUUCGAAACUAAAUGGAAGGAAAUGAUAGAUAAGUAUAACUUGUCCAAUAAUGAGUGGUUAAAGGAUUUGUAUGAAGAUAAGGAGCGUUGGGUACCUUGUUAUUUGAAAGGAACUUUUUGGGCUGGAAUGUCCUCUACACAAAGGUCUGAAAGUAUGAAUUCAUUUUCGACGGAUACCUCCGUCCACAAACAACUCUAAAACAGCUUGUAGAGCAAUAUGAGCUGGCAUUAAGGGACAAGGUAGAAAAAGAAGCUAUAGCUGAUGCAGAGUCUGCUUCCAAAAUGAUAACUACUGCCACUGAGUUUGAUAUGGAUAAACAGAUUCAGGAAAUAUAUACUUUAUCAAAAUACAAAGAGUUCCAAACAGAAUUAGUGAAGAAAAUUUACUGUGAAAUAAUCCGUCAAGUAGAGGAGGAUCCAGUAGGAACAUUCAAAUAUGUGGUUCGUGAAAGUGUGUGGUUUAAAAGGUUUGACAAACAGAAAAUUAAGAAACUGGUUAACUUUGAUGUGAUUUUUCAUUCAAAAGACUGUGAAGUUGCUUGCAGUUGCCAGAAUUUUAGUUUUAGAGGAAUUCUCUGCAGACAUGCUAUUAGUAUAUUAACCCGUCAAGGAAUAGAGUUACUACCUGAAAAAUAUAUUGUUAGAAGAUGGAGAAGAGAUGUGAAAAGAUCCCACACAUCUAUGAAGGUUAAUGUCAAUUUUUGGGAGAAUCCUGUUGAACGUGAACGUUAUAAUAGUUUGACUAUUUUGUUCAGUGAGGUUGCAGACAUGGCAGUAAAAAAUGGUGAUGAAUUCGAUAGUAUUAAACAUUGGUUGGUCAAGAAGCUGGAGAUGUUAAAGAAACAAAAAGAAAGUGCUGAGAUUGAACCAAAAAGUCUUUCCACCAGUGAGUGUAAAGAAGGGGAAGAAACAGAUGUGAUAGAAAAAAAUGGGGAAGAAAAUAAUUUGCAUGAAGAAGCCAUGGAUUCAGUUGGAGUGGGUGUACUUGAUCCUACAAGUAAGAGACAGAAAGGAAGACCACGAAGCACGGCAUAUAAAAAUACAUGGAAACCUAGUAACAAGAAUUAUUCAACCAAUGAUGCAAGUGUAUCUAAUGAAGGUGAUGGAGAUGUAGCUUUGGAAGUUCCUACUAUGACGAAAAAGAAACGAGGCAGACCUCCAGGUAGCAAAAAUAAGAACCAAAAUAUGAACACCAAUCUGGCAGGUGAUGGAAUUGUGCAGCAAUCUCAAGCAACAUAUGCCAUACAAGAGAGUGUCGUGUCCAAUGGAGUACCACCACAAGCGCCUGUAUACCAACCAUGGGGAUUAUAUCCAAUUCCCCAUUCAAAUUAUGCAGGACUGCCGAUGGACCCGAAUGCAGUGACUCAAGGGUCGUCGUUUUCUUAUCUGUCCGCCGUGCUUAAUCCAUGGAUGUUUGGAGGACAGUUUGGAUAAUGCAUAAUAUUGAACCUUGUGCUGAUUUUUGGUUUUUUUGGUAGUUAUUAUGUGAACAACAAAACUCAGCAACCUUACUUAUUAACUGUAUGAGUUUAUAACAUUG
This is a messenger RNA of Papaver somniferum (opium poppy), 2810 nucleotides long. Its product is annotated as protein FAR1-RELATED SEQUENCE 1-like. Gene Ontology annotation, molecular function: zinc ion binding. The transcript has 4 exons. Bases 1553 to 2704 code for a protein of 383 amino acids. The record is from RefSeq and is a predicted model, not a curated record. NCBI's taxonomy places the organism in Eukaryota, Viridiplantae, Streptophyta, Magnoliopsida, Ranunculales, Papaveraceae.